AUGGCAUCCUACCUCGUCACCGGAGCAAGUCGAGGCAUUGGCCUUGAGCUCGUCAAGCAGUUGGGCAAGCUGCCAGCAGACCAAGUAUCCAUCGUGUUCGCAGCCACGCGGACCAAGGAACCCUCGGCUGGCCUGCAGCAAGUCAUCGAUGCCUCCGACGGUAAGAUCGCACAUAUCCUGCUGCCCAUCACCGACAAGGCCGGCAUUGCAGCUGCAGUGCCACAACUCGAGGCCAGGCUCGGGGACAAGGGGCUCGACGUGCUUGUCAACAACGCCGGUGUCAUGGGUUACACGCCCGGCGGCACGGCGGCGAUGACGGAUCUGCGCGAGACUUUCGAGGUCAAUGUCGAGGCCGUGCACAACACCACGGUCGCACUGCUGCCGCUGGUCCAGAAAUCGAAGCUGAAGAAGGUCAUCAAUAUAUCGACCACGAUGGGUUCCAUGGCCCUGGCUGCAAACUACAAAUUCGCACCUACCCCGGCGUACAAGAUCACCAAAGCGGCGCUGAAUAUGUUGACUGUACAGUAUGCGCAGGACUUUGCUCAGCAAGGUGUCACGUUCCUCGCGGUCUCUCCAGGUUGGUUGAAGACGGACCUAGGCAGUCAAAUGGCGGAUUUGGAAGUCGACGUAGGAGUCAAGGAGGUCGUGAGAAUCAUCCAAGAGAACGGCAUCGAGUCGAGUGGAAAGUUCUUGAAUAUCCGUGUUCCUGGGUGGGAGAACAAAGUUCCAAAUGCCUACGAUGGGAAAUCCAGUCCUUGGUAG
Exophiala bonariae is the source of this 762-nucleotide messenger RNA. RefSeq lists its product as uncharacterized. The record is from RefSeq and is a predicted model, not a curated record. Bases 1 to 762 code for a protein of 253 amino acids. NCBI's taxonomy places the organism in Eukaryota, Fungi, Ascomycota, Eurotiomycetes, Chaetothyriales, Herpotrichiellaceae. The transcript has 3 exons. Gene Ontology annotation, molecular function: oxidoreductase activity, acting on the CH-OH group of donors, NAD or NADP as acceptor.